AUGUCCGGCCGCAAGAGAAAGCAAGAGGAGGAGGAAGAGCUUGUCUCCCUGCCCAGCGGCGAUGAGGAGGAGGAGGACAUUGCCGAUGUCAUCGAGAUGAAGCGACAACAUAUAGAUUUGCGAGCUCAAGCAGACGAUGAGGAUGACGAAGAAGAGGUCGACGAUGAAGAGGACGAGGAGUAUGAUGAGGAAGCGGAAGGCGAGGAAGGUGAUGAGGAAGACGAGGAGAAUGCCGCCCCAGCACAAGCCCCUCCCAAGAAGAAGCUAAAGACGGCCUCUGCCGCUAAGGGCGAGGCUCCUAGCAAGAACGGCGCCGCUGCCAACGGUGAUCGAGAGGGCGAGGGCGAGGAGGAAGAGGAGGAAGAAGAAGAAGAAGAGUUCGACGAGGAUGACGAAGAAGCCGAGGGCGAGGAAGACGAAGAAGAGGGAGCCGAGGGAGACGACAGUCCCGCAAAGGGCGUCGGCAAAGCGACGGCGCCUGCAGCCGCUAAGAGCCGCUCCAAGGCUGUCGCUUCUGGCGGCGAUGAGGAAGACUGA
Parathielavia appendiculata is the source of this 537-nucleotide messenger RNA. RefSeq lists its product as uncharacterized. Bases 1 to 537 code for a protein of 178 amino acids. The transcript is spliced from 4 exons. Lineage: Eukaryota; Fungi; Ascomycota; Sordariomycetes; Sordariales; Chaetomiaceae. The record is from RefSeq and is a predicted model, not a curated record.